Striga asiatica is the source of this 2533-nucleotide messenger RNA. Lineage: Eukaryota; Viridiplantae; Streptophyta; Magnoliopsida; Lamiales; Orobanchaceae. The record is from the annotation of a GenBank genome assembly.
AAAAUUGUUAAGCGACUACGGUUCACACUGGACGCGAUUGGAGGAAAAUCCCACAGGAGAGUAGAUUCAGUUUGACCGACCGGAAUUUACCGACCCCGACAUCUGGAUAUGAGAGUUUCCAAGUUUUUGAGUGGAGAGAUUUUCGGGGCUCAGCUGAUCAUUGGUUGACCGGACAUGAAAUCGCCGUUUGAGAAACUGAGGAAUAUCGGACUGCAUAAGGCCUCCCCGAAGGGAAAAUGGGAUCAAAAGUUUUUGGUGCAUACGGAUGGGCUCACUCAAGCUGCAAAGGAUAUGAAAGACAUGAGAACUUGCUAUGAUAGCUUGCUUUCAGCUGCUGCUGCAACAGCAAAUAGUGCUUACGAAUUUUCGGAGUCAUUGCUGGAAAUGGGUAAUUGUCUGCUGGAGAAAACUGCAAUGCAUGAUGAUGGAGAAAGUAGAGGAGUAUUAUCUACGCUGGGAAAAUUACAGCUUGAACUUCAGAAACUAGUUGACAGCUAUCGAUCCCACAUUAUCAUGACAAUCACAAAUCCAUCAGAGUCUCUUCUUAGUGAGCUACGGAAAGUGGAGGUUGAAUCUCUUGCUAUCGAGAUGAAAUUGCAAUGUGACGAGAAAAGAGAUAUGUUUGAAUAUAUGGCUGGCCAACUUCGAGAAAAUGGGAGGUGGAAACAUGGUAAAGGGGAGACUUUCACAUCCCGACAAUUGCAAGCCGUUUGUGAAGAAUACGAUGAUGUUGCAAGGCUCUGCAUAUUUCGUGUAGAAUCGUUAAAGCAAGGGCAAAGCCGGAGCUUACUAACUCAAGCAGCUCGUCACCAUGCAGCACAGUUACAUUUUUUCCGGAAAGGACUUCAAUCUCUUGAAGCAGUCGAACCACGUGUUAGAAAUGUUGCAGAGAAGCAUCGCAUUGAUUAUGAGCUAUCUGACUUGAAUGUAGAAAAUAUGAAGGAUGAAUGGAACAGUUUCGAAAGUAAUGGUUAUGGAGAAAUAAGUUUUGAUUUCAGAAAAAACGAGCUGGAGCUGGAUAAAUGCUUCACGUUGAGGAACUCCGUGGAGCUGGAUCAGUUAUGCACUUCAGGUGCACAAAAAACUAAGAUACAAGCAGCUGAAGGGCAGAUAAGCAGUAAAGAGAAGCAAGGAGACGAUAUGCUGAGUCAGCGAUGUCAAGCGAGUAGUUAUUCUGCUCCAAUCUAUAAAGAAAAAUUUGACCUUGGCGAAAGAAUUAAAGAAAUGUUGUGUGCCAUGCCAAAAGUGAACAACAACACACAUGUCCUGCCCACUCCUUGUGAUGCAAAGGCCAGCGCCCUUUCAGGUACCACUACCCCAUCUUCUAGAAGCCCCAAAAACACUUGGCAUUCGUCACCUCUGGACACCAAGAAGCAAAACAAAUUUAUCAACCACCAUUUACUGGACCCGUGUGUUUCUGAAAAUCCGAAAACGUACAAGCACUUUCUUCCCCUGCCGACCGAAGGAGCCGACGAGCGUGAUACCAAUUGGAGAAUCAAAAGACAGUCUUUCUCCGACUCUUUAGCAAGUAGGCCAUCGUCCAACCAUAACCGUCUUCACAUCAAUGCCUCACCCCCGAUUUCCUCCUCUCCCAAGAUAAACGAGCUUCACGAGCUCCCCAGGCCCCCUGAUUCUUGUGGGCUCAAACUAUCUGUGGAAGCCCUCGGCCACUCUGCCCCAUUAGGUAAUCGGAAUCGCCUGGCGAGUGAAGGAUCCCCACUUCCCCUCCCACACCACACUGUUUCUACAACUUUCUCCAUACGCUCUAGUGGUCAGAGAGAGGUGGCUUCCCCUUCGGGCAAGCUAUUGCAGUCCGCUCAGGUUGUGCAGAAUAUGCAAAUUACUUCCCCUCCAUUAUCACCUCUGUUUUUAUCCAACUUGAGGUCACCCAAUCGUGGAGGGAAAUUGAAUAAUGCUCUCGUGCCACUUGGUUUUUCUGCUUAAAAAAUUAUAUUGAAAUGAGAAAUGCCAUGGGAAUUCUUUGUUUCUUGGAGUCUUAUGAGAAUAUAUAUCUUGGCUUCAGUGGGUGGAGGUGGCAGAUGAAUUACUGCGCGUUUGGCUGUCUGCUGUUUUUAUCUUUCAGUUUCUGGGGCUCAGUAUAUAAUGUCAGUUUCUUGCUGGGUAAAUGCAUGUAAAUAUAUAUAAACGAAAUUUUGUCCAGUCUUUCUAUUUCGUCAGUUGAUCAUAAGGUUGCCUUGCUCAACCGAUUCAUCUGACGACAUUCUAGUGUUAAGUGCAUCGACAUUUUGCUAUUAUAAAUGGUGUGGAAUGAGUGUUAAGAUAUUAGCGUUAACAAGCUGCUGUGGAAGAAUUGUGGAGCACUUCUGACUGUAUUUGAGACCUUUUUACUUGUAAUGCGGUUGUAUUUUGCCUGUUGUGGGUAAGGGAAUUAAGAAGAAAUCCCACCAUUCCGAACUCGAUAUUGCAUGCCUUGUGUUUAUUUUGUUCUGCGGAAUAUUUAAUUUACUAGCCGGGGUGGGUUUUACCUUGUUUGAUUGUUUGUUAACUGUGACACCAAUAAAAUUAUCAAGUA